This is a messenger RNA of Acanthoscelides obtectus, 2201 nucleotides long. NCBI's taxonomy places the organism in Eukaryota, Metazoa, Arthropoda, Insecta, Coleoptera, Chrysomelidae. The record is from the annotation of a GenBank genome assembly.
GUGGGGACCGAGCUCUAGAGAGGGGGACCAAUAAUAUGUCAUCGGAAGACGAGACUGAGUUCGGCCUGUACGCAGAUAAACUCCUGAAGAAAACGAAAAGAACCAGACAGCGCGUGGACGCCGGCGAGCCGCGUAACUCUUACUCAUCGAUACCGAACUUCAGCUCGAGACCGGCUUUUCUCGGCGGCACCGGUCCCAACCUGUACGGCGCCAUUUUCAGCCAGCAGCAACAGUUCGGCCUGUUCGGGCCGGGCUUCGCCCCCAAGAUGCUCAACGAGCUGUUGGCCAGACAGAAGCCCGAGAACCUCAGCGCCGGCGAGGAGGAGAAGUUUGACCAAGUGAUGAACGGGAGUGUGGGCAGCCCUCCAACGGGGGAACAACUUGCGCAUCACAUGCUCAGGGACAUCCUGCAAGGUAGGCGGAACUCGUUUUUACGCGCCGAACAGUGGUUUAGUGUUAGUGAUCUUGGUGUGGACGUGGCAGGCGGUCUGGACGCUGGACGUACAGGUCGAAAGCACGAGCUCCUAGCCCUGGAGCAGGACAUGCGCACCGGGCAGGAUCACAUAAACAACAACAACAACGAAACCAAGUCCAGUCCUGACGAUAGGAACGACGCAGAUUCGGUGAAAGACUCUCUCAAUGAGGCGGGACCUCAAUCGGAACUGAUGGAGGAGGCACUUAACGGUAUGGAGACCGAGUCACUGCCUUCGCCGAAGGUUGAACCCUCGAGUCCCGCCAAACCGGAGGAUGCGAAAAAGGCGCGGGUCGAGAACAUUGUGUCCAACAUGAGGUCCAGUCCGGCACCGCCGCAGGUCAACGGGUGCAAGAAAAGGAAAUUGUAUCAACCGCAGCAACACGAUAUCAAGGCGGAAAGGUAUAUGGACGAGGAAGAAGAAGAGAUCGAACCGAUCCGACAGAAACGAGUAGAGAAAUCCAUGCUAAAAUCCCAACUCAGGUCAAUGCAAGAACAACUCGCCGAGAUGCAACAAAAAUACAUGCAGCUAUGCACCCGAGUCGAACAAGGCUCGGAAGAGUCGCAGGAAAUCGAGGAAAUCCCGAGUGACAGCGAACAGAGCACCAAACGAUCGGCACCACCCUCGCCUGCGGCUACAAGCACACCGACUCCAGUACCCCAACCACCGACAAUAUCCCAGGAAGUGAGCAAACUGAAAACGAGUCCGCCAGGACCGCCGUUUCACAACGGGUUCCUCCACAACCCGCACCAACACAUGAGCAACGCCGCCGCGAUGUACCUGGGCGUGAGCCACAAACUCCUGAUGGAACAGGAGGCCAGGAUGGCCAAGGAAGCGGCCGCCGCAGCUUCAGAACAGCAGCAACAGCAACAGCAAUUACCUCCGAAAGCAGACCAAAUCACCGAACGACUGAACAUGAUGCGGAGCAUCAAUCCCACGGGUAGCGAUCUAGAAGGGCUCGCGGAUGCUUUGAAGACCGAGAUUACGGCGAGCUUGUCCAAUUUGAUCGACUCGAUACUCCAUCGAUUCGUGCAUCAAAAAAGGUGUAAGCAGCAAGACGCGGCGACCGCAGCUGAGCAGCUCAACAAAGACCUCCUGAUGGCGUCGCAGCUCUUGGACAGGAAAUCGCCCAGGACGAAAGUGGCGGAACGGCCGCAAGGUCCGCAACCGAUGCACAACCAUCAAAACCAAAUGGUAAACGGGAACGGACCGAUGAUGCCGGUACACAGUAUGCAGAAACCGUCAGAUCUGCACGUCAGACCUCCGAUGUUUCAGACUCCGAAACCGCCCGGGAUCAGUGCUCCGCUCUACGGAAUGAACCAUCCGUUUUGCGUUUCGAAACAAGACACUCCUGAGCAGAACGAGGCGUUGAGUUUGGUUGUGGCGCCGAAGAAGAAGAGGCAUAAGGUGACAGAUACUAGGAUCACCCCUAGAACGGUGAGCCGCAUCCUGGGUCAAGAAGGCAUGGGCAUGUCACCUGCACAAGCCGCGGCUGCCCAGGCCCAGAUGGAACAACAGCAAUCGAACUGCCCAUCUCCAAGACCUCCUCCUUACCAUCAACCGCCGCCUAUGAUGCCCGUCUCGCUACCCACCUCGGUCGCUAUCCCGAACCCGGGCUUGCACGAGUCCCAGGUGUUCAGCCCCUAUAGCCCCUUCUUUCAUGGGGCUGGACAUGGACACCAUAUGGCCAUGCAAGUAAGUCGACGAUAUAUUUUCCAAGUAGAAUAG